Molecule: messenger RNA, 1456 nt
Organism: Cheilinus undulatus (humphead wrasse)
Lineage: Eukaryota; Metazoa; Chordata; Actinopteri; Labriformes; Labridae
Gene: gjb9b
Product: gap junction protein beta 9b
Exons: 3
Coding region: 155-973 (272 amino acids)
Biological process (GO): cell communication
Cellular component (GO): connexin complex
Source: RefSeq, a predicted model, not a curated record
CAGUGAGCAUCAAGGACUCAGAGACAGCCGGGACGCAGUCAGAAAACACCUCUGUUGAACCCCGUCUGUGUAAGGGUGAGACCAUCAAAAACCUCGUCCUGCCAAGUCAGGAGCCCUCUCGUUUCCCUCCUCUUCCACCUCUAAGGCAGCAGUCAUGAACUGGUCUGCUCUGGAGGCCCUCCUCAGUGGGGUCAACAAGUACUCCACCGUGUUCGGCCGCGUCUGGCUCUCCAUGGUCUUCGUCUUCAGGGUGAUGGUUUUCGUGGUGGCGGCUCAGCGAGUGUGGGGCGACGAGAGCAAGGACUUUGUCUGCAACACGGCCCAGCCCGGGUGUCUUAACGUGUGCUACGACCACAUCUUCCCCAUCUCCCACAUCCGCCUGUGGGCCCUGCAGCUCAUCUUCGUCACGUGCCCGUCGCUGAUGGUGGUGGGGCACGUUAAGUAUCGGGAGAAGAAGGACAUGCAGUACACAGCCUCGCACAAGGGGGCACACCUCUACGCAAACCCUGGGAAGAAACGCGGGGGGCUGUGGUGGACUUAUCUGGUGAGUCUGAUUUUCAAAGCGGGCUUCGACGCCGGCUUCCUCUACAUCCUCUACCACGUCUACGAAGGCUACGACAUGCCCCGCCUGUCCAAGUGCUCCCUGGACCCCUGCCCCAACACAGUGGACUGCUACAUAUCCCGUCCGACGGAGAAGAAGAUCUUCACCCUCUUCAUGGUGAUCUCCUCUGCCUUCUGCAUCUUCAUGUGUAUCUGUGAGAUGAUUUACCUCAUCUGCAAACGAAUCCAGAAACUCAUCAGGAGGAAGACAGAGGCGGAUCGGAGAUUGUUCGCCGAGAGUCAUGAGAUGACGCCGCUGGCGGCUCCGAGGUCGGAGUUCAGGUCCAAAGCAUCCAUCAUAGUGGAUCCUACGGUGUCCAUCCAAAACCUCAGUAACAUCAAGGCAGAGGAGAAACCAUCUAAGAAAAAAUAGCACACAAUGUUGAAAAACUGAGCUAAGCACUCAAGGGACAAGUGCAAUCGGAUGCAUUCAUCAGACUCAGAGCUGCUGCUGAACAGCAAAGAUAUUCAUCAAUCCAGGGAUCAGCUUUUUGUAAAUAUUAGCAUGUUUAAUGACUUUCUGCAGGAAGGCACGACUCCUGCAUGCAAAUGAACCUCUCGAACACCGAGAUUGCAGAGGCAGUGUAAGGGUUGAGAGUAUUUUUAAAGACAUGGCUGUGUUGUGAGGUUUAGAAUUGUACAUAUCUGUGUUUGUGAUUGUGUUCAUGUCAGUAAACUAUCAGGUACUCUGUAAAUGUAACUGUCUGUCCAGAGGCCCUCAUUGAAGUUAAAGCAGUAGAAUGAGCGUAAACCCUUUCCCUGCACGUACACAGAGCACACUAAUGAAUAAACCAACACAAAGCACACAGAGCACUUCUGUAAGGGGAACAAAGUCAUCAGCAGGAAGCACUUGAGC